Messenger RNA from Neospora caninum, 1464 nucleotides. RefSeq lists its product as hypothetical. Bases 1 to 1464 code for a protein of 487 amino acids. Lineage: Eukaryota; Apicomplexa; Conoidasida; Eucoccidiorida; Sarcocystidae. Gene Ontology annotation, molecular function: RNA polymerase II C-terminal domain phosphoserine binding. Gene Ontology annotation, biological process: transcription elongation by RNA polymerase II; positive regulation of transcription elongation by RNA polymerase II. The transcript has 8 exons. Gene Ontology annotation, cellular component: Cdc73/Paf1 complex; nucleus. The record is from RefSeq and is a predicted model, not a curated record.
AUGGAAGCUGGGGAAGGAAUUUCCGUAGAGGUUGAAGACAGGCGUGUGUCCCCGGUCGCCGGAGACCAUGCUCCCUCGGAAGAGCGAGGCGCGGAAGAAACAAAAACCAUGUUUGGCGAGAGGGAAGGCGAAUGGGAGGGCGAGAGAGCCGCAGGUUCUGCGUUUUUCGAGUCCGCGGCGGAGGGGACCGUGGAACCCGUGGCACAUCAGUCGCUAGCCACAGAGGAGAGGAAAGAAGAGCCAGAGCAGGAGAUCGAAGACGACCAAGACUUGUUCGGCGAAGGAAAGGACGAGGAUCUUUUCGGUGAGGAGGACGACGAACUUGAGCAAGGCCCCCGGCAACUUCAGGAGGCGCACGGAGAAGUGGAACCAGACGGCGACAUCCAUAGGGGUGAAGCCGGAAAUGAGGAGAUGCACUCGAGAGAGGAACGCUCCCACUUUCGCGAUGGAACCAGAGAGGGCGACGAAGACGGGAGAGAUGAGCUCGGAGACGAGGACGGGCGAUACGAAGCAGACGAUGAAGUCCAAGAAGUCGAGCUCCCUUUCCAAGAAUUCCCGCCCAGUACCCAGGACGCCAAGGUCGUCGUCCUUCGCUUGCCCCCGACGGUCUCCGUUAAGGUCCACGGAGCGCCUUCUGCCACGCGCAGUCGCGCAGCUCGCCCAGGCGGCAUUUCUGCCGACGACAAAUUCACCAUAGAAGCAGGGCAAGCGUUGUGCGUCGUGCUGCAUCUACCAUGCGUAAAGAAACGACAUUUGAAGGACGGGGGAGAGUGGUUACUGAAGGCUUGCGUUGCGUCCCAGUCGAGUGGACGGACACUCCGUCGCAGUUAUCCCGUGUUCUUCCGCCAGGGGUUCAGGUUCCACUUUGUCUUCUCUUCUGCCUCCGAUUUCGAUGCCGUAACUCGCAGAUGGGGACACUCCGGCACGAGGAAGAAGGACGGGGAGGAAUCGACUGCGGACGAGAAAGAGAUUCUGUCCAACUGUAAACUGGUAGAGUGGGACGAUGGCAGCUACUCGCUCUUCAUUGGGCCCCAAAUGUUCGAUGUCCAAGUCAAGCACGACCCAACGCUGUUCUUCGAGAACUCUAACGAAACCAUCAAGACGCUCCACUGCCGAGCUGAGUCGCGUUUCCAAGUCCGUCUGGGAGAAUUGCUCAACUUCCGCGAGUUCUUCAGUCAGAGAAACAUGAGAUACGGGAAAAAGCGGCGAGCGGCGCUGACCACUCAGGAGCAGAUUGAGCGCGCGGAACAGAUGACCAGAAAAACGGUAGAGCGGCGACACGAAGCUGCGCGCACGCGCCGGCGGCAGGCCGAGUCGGCGCGCGGCGCGGAGCGAGGUCUGACCCGACAUUUUCUCGAGGCAGACAGUGAAGAGGAAGAGGAACCGGAGGAGAAGGAAGCCGAUGAAGACGGCUCUCUGGCGAAGAUAAAGGAGCAGUACAAACGACAGAAACGCUACAAGUAG